Onthophagus taurus is the source of this 1199-nucleotide messenger RNA. NCBI's taxonomy places the organism in Eukaryota, Metazoa, Arthropoda, Insecta, Coleoptera, Scarabaeidae. The record is from RefSeq and is a predicted model, not a curated record.
AACUAUUUUAAUUAUAACAAGUAACAUCCACUUUACCUCUUUACCCAUAUUUUAAACUCAUCUCAUACGGAAAAUCGAUAAACCUUCUGGAAGCAUGCGCGACCCUUGAAUGAAGAGAAAAUCCAUCCGAUCAAAAGUUAGUUGUGUUGCGGAACUGUAGUGAAAAUCGUCGAGUUUUUUUUAUAACUACAUCAAAAUAAUCACUGCCGGAUUAAAGACGCCAAUUUAAAUAAACCCAACAAAUAGCCGAUUUUAUAAUAAAAAUCAAAUGGACGACGGUUUAGAUACAGCGGGUAAACCCUUUAAAAUCACCGACUACGCCCGGGAACAUAGAAAAGGUGUGGUUGCAAACUCUUUGGAAGACCUAACCUUAAAAAUUCGUGAAAAAUUGGGUACGAUGGGUCAAAUAACGAUAGUAUUAGAAAAUGAUGGUACGGAAAUCGACGACGACGAAUAUUUCGCUACAUUGGACCCCCAUACAAACUUAAUGGCGCUAUCGGAGGAUCAAAAGUGGGCCCCACAAUUACCUCAUUGCAGGAUUAGUACGGAUCAAUUAGACGAUGGGAAAUCCGGGCCUGAAUUAGCAGGAUUAGUUGGAAAAUUAAAAAGUAAUUUGUGUCACGUUUCGUUAUUGGGAGGGCCCGAAUUAGAAUUAUUAAGUGAUAUGGAUCCCGAUUCAAUCGUUGACAUCACCUUUCCGGAUAAAAUCUUUUUGGAGCAACUCAAAGAAGCUUCCGGAAGGUAUCUCAGUGAGAAACGUCAGGCGCAAGAUGCGAUGGAUUUGUUGAGGUUGUAUCAAGAAAAAGAGGCAGCCGCCGAAUCUGCUAAUACGCAGUAAUAAAAAUUUUAAAAAAAAAGAUUAAUUACAAAGAAAAUUGAUGAUGAUAAAGCAAUGAAAAUUGAAGCCAAUUGAUUAAUUACAAUUCAUAAGACUGAACCGGACAUGAUACAAAGAAAAAAUAAAAAAAAUCGUCACUGAUUAUUAUUACGAGAUCUGUUUGCUCAAAGGUAUCGACUUAAAAUAUGGUAAAUACACUUUAAAAAAGCAAAAAGUUAAUAAUAAAAAUAUAAACGAACACAAUCGACGCCACGAAAUUCUAAUUGUAACUAAUAAGGAUUGAUUUUUAAGGCAUUUUAAGAACCGCACAUUGUACACUAAAUACGUGAAUUGAGAUGAAUAUAACACCUUUAUUUAAUUA